Manduca sexta (tobacco hornworm) is the source of this 1122-nucleotide messenger RNA. RefSeq lists its product as uncharacterized. NCBI's taxonomy places the organism in Eukaryota, Metazoa, Arthropoda, Insecta, Lepidoptera, Sphingidae. The transcript has 3 exons. The coding region runs from base 187 to 492 and encodes 101 amino acids. The record is from RefSeq and is a predicted model, not a curated record.
GAUAAUCGACUCUUGAAAUCCUUACUUAAUUUCCGUUGUAAAAUGACACUUUUAAAAAAUUAUUCGAUAAAUUUUGUAUGUAAACAAAGAGUUGAUUACUUUUUAGCUCUGCUUUUUAGUUUGUCAAAGAUCUUUUAUGAAAAGUUUUAGUUGUUGGUAAAGUUUAAAUAAUAAUUUAAAUAAAAAAUGAAUGCAACCGGCCAACUAAAUCAACAAUUGCAACAAGAUUUACAAAAUGAAUUAAUAACUGCAAAUCAACUUUUAAGAUUAAUAUCGUUUGAACUGCAACAGUUAAAAAGUUUUACGUGCGCUGGUGGGGAAUUUGAAGCCAAUAUUAAAGAGAAUGCAUUGUUAUUAGCUAAAUUAGCAAGUAUGAAAAAUAUCAAUAUAGAGAAUCUGCCCUUAAUGACAAGGAUACAAACUAACAUUGCAGUGAACGAUAGCCAUUUACCGGAACAAAGUUUAAGAAAUGAAACUAGUAUGGAAGAUUGACAUUCCAUGAAAUUUAAAAUAGCUUUAAUAUACUGUGAUCAAACUUGUAAAGGAAAGCAUUACCCCUAGCACAAAUAAUAAAGAAAUUAUUAUUUGUGCUAUUAUUAUUGUUUUUAUUUCUCUAUUUUGUUUAACAAUACUAAAUAUCAAAAAGAUUUAGUCUUGAUUCCCAUACAUUUCGAGUUUACUGUACUAUGGCUCCACAAUUUAGUAUGGGUAUACAUAUGUGCAAUGGUUAUGCUGCUGAAUUUAAGUUCCAAAUGCAAUCAUAGGGUAUGAUUUAAAUUUCUGUACAAAAUUAUACAGAACCUGUACCUAUACUUUAACUUAUUUUAUACUAUAAAGUAAAUAUUUGUGCUAUUUGGGUCCAGGUUGUCCCUAAAAUAGUUAAAUCACUUUAUAUUUUCAUUAUGCAGUCAACAUGCCAUUGCCAUGGUUAAGUGGCAGUUGUAAUCCUGGAUUCUAUUUCCAUAUGAGUAACACACUGUCCAUGCUGAAAUCAUCUAGUUAUAAAAUAAAAUGUUGGAUUAAAUUAUAAUAAGCGCUAUUUUAUAAACAAAUAUCAAAAGAAAGUUUGUCAAAAUAUACCAUGUGAUUUAAGUACACAAAUAAAUGUAAGUUCUCUUUGUA